Messenger RNA from Humulus lupulus (European hop), 688 nucleotides. Its product is annotated as transcription factor UPBEAT1. Lineage: Eukaryota; Viridiplantae; Streptophyta; Magnoliopsida; Rosales; Cannabaceae. Gene Ontology annotation, biological process: regulation of DNA-templated transcription. The record is from RefSeq and is a predicted model, not a curated record. The transcript has a single exon. The coding region runs from base 94 to 528 and encodes 144 amino acids.
CCUGCUAUAGCUUUCCUGAGAAUAUAUAAAAGCUCUUCAAGCUCAUUCAUAUAUUUUCUCAUUGAGAAGUAAAUUAACACCUUAUUAAUUAAUAUGGGAGCUUCUGAUCAAUGUGGUGUGGUUCGAGAAAGUCAUCAUGACGAGGAGGUGGAGGAACAGAACAAGGCAGUGGUAGAAGGGAUGAUGAAACGACAUGUCGUUUCCCGGAGAAGAACAACAAGCAGUAGUAGAAGUAGUGUAGUACAUAUCCAGAAUAAUAAUAGGAUUUUGAAUAAGAGAAAAGGGUCUUCAUCAGCAGGAGGUGGUGGGAUCAUUAGAAAGGUCAAAACCCUUAAGAGGAUUGUGCCAAAUGGCAGAGAAUCAGAAGGGUUGGAUGGGCUUUUCAGAGAGACCGCUGACUAUAUUUUGACUCUGCAAAUGAGAGUUAGAGUCAUGCAGAUUAUGGUUAAUGUAUUAUCAUCAUCAUCAUCCUCAGAACCAGCUGGUAGUUCUUGUGAUGAUAAUAAUAAUGAUGAUCGUGAGGAGUGACUUGCUGUAUAGUACUACUGCUAUCCCUUUUCUCUCUGUAAAGCUGAUCUUGCAUAUUAUUAUUUUUAUUUAUUUAUUUCUUUUACUUAUUAAAUAUUUUGGUUUUAUAUGGCGGUUUGGGUAAUGAACGAUCGUGAUUGAUGAUAGUCAUAUAUAUAGU